Leucoraja erinaceus (little skate) is the source of this 2786-nucleotide messenger RNA. RefSeq names its product TBC1 domain family, member 22a (gene tbc1d22a). The record is from RefSeq and is a predicted model, not a curated record. Gene Ontology annotation, biological process: activation of GTPase activity. NCBI's taxonomy places the organism in Eukaryota, Metazoa, Chordata, Chondrichthyes, Rajiformes, Rajidae. Gene Ontology annotation, molecular function: GTPase activator activity.
AAAUCCAAGCCAAUAGAAACGAUGUUUGCUGAGGAUGGAAGAUGGCGCCGCGGUGGCGCUGAGUGCGGCGGCGGGACGGUGGCUGAAUGCUCCCUGUCCGACACCGCUUGCUGGGUCUGCCUCGCUCCUUCCCUCCGCCGCUUGAUGGCACCCGGCUCGUCCUCCCAUCGCAAACAUGUCGAGUGACGGCGGCAAGAAGCAGUUCUGGAAGCGGAAUGUUUCCAAAGUCCCGGGCAGUAUACAACAUGUUUAUGGAGCUCAGCAUCCUCCAUUGGAUCCUCUGUUGCAUACAAACCUGCUCAAAGCAAAUUCAAAGCCUAAUUCAGCUUCAAUGAGGGCAAAGAAGGUUACUACGUUCCAAGAGUUUGAAAGUAUUACAAGUGAUGCUUGGGAUGUUGGAGAUGAUGAUGAUGACCUUAUGGCUAUGGCUACUCAAAAUCUGAAUACUGAUGUUGUUAUGGAAACAGCAAAUAAAGUAAUUCAAAUACACAGCAAGUUACAGGAACAGAAGCAGCAGAACAAACCAAUGGAGACAUCUGGAGAACGAUUGGAUGAUAUGGAGCAAGCAGACAAUAGUGUGGAAAACACAGUAAAGUCCAACAGCGGCUCAGAGUUUGAUACAUCAACAGACUUAAAUCAUCGUGAGACGACCCUGUCACAAAGGCAGCAGUCGGUCUCCCCAACAUCGCCAACUCUAUCGGCAGCAGGAAUUGCAGACCAGAAUUCCUCAGAUGGGCCUCUAAUGUCGGAAAGAGAAAUGACUCGUUUAGAAAAAUUCAGACAGCUGUUGGCAGGUCCAAAUACUGAUUUAGAAGAGUUGAGAAAACUCAGCUGGUCUGGAAUCCCAAGACAGGUCCGGCCAAUUACAUGGAAACUACUUUCAGGUUACCUACCUGCAAAUGUAGAAAGAAGAGAAAGUACGCUACAGCGGAAACGGACAGAGUAUUUUGCUUUCAUUGAACAGUAUUAUGAUUCCAGAAAUGAUGAACACCAUCAAGAUACAUAUCGACAGAUUGCCAUUGAUAUUCCCCGUAUGACUCCUGAGAGUUUAAUACUGCAACCAAAAGUACGAGAGAUCUUUGAGCGUAUACUUUUCAUAUGGGCAAUUCGGCAUCCAGCCAGUGGCUAUGUCCAGGGUAUAAAUGACCUUGUCACGCCUUUCUUUGUAGUCUUCGUUUUUGAAUAUAUUGAAGGAGAGGUGGAAAAUUUUGACGUUUCCAGUUUGCCUGAUGAAGUGUUGCAGAAUAUUGAAGCUGAUAGUUUCUGGUGCAUGAGCAAAUUACUUGAUGGCAUUCAGGAUAACUACACAUUUGCACAGCCAGGGAUUCAGAGGAAAGUGAAAGCAUUACAGGAGCUUGUAAGCCGGAUCGAUGAGCAAGUACACAAACACUUGCACCAAGCAGAAGUUGAAUACCUGCAAUGCUUUCGAUGGAUGAAUAACUUACUGAUGAGGGAGCUUCCCCUGCGGUGUACCAUCCGGCUAUGGGACACGUAUCAGUCUGAACCAGAGGGAUUCUCACACUUCCACUUGUACGUUUGUGCUGCCUUCCUUAUCCGAUGGAGAAAAGAACUAUUGGAAGAGAAAGACUUUCAGGGACUUCUGAUCCUUCUGCAGAAUUUACCCACGAUGCACUGGGGGAAUGAAGAGAUCAGCAUCCUUCUGGCUGAAGCUUACAGACUGAAAUAUGCAUUUGCAGAUGCACCAAAUCACUACAAACGAUAAAAACCAAAUGAGAAGAGAGACGUGUAAAUGUGAAAGCUCUAAUUUUUCAUCUGUACUUAAGUUUUUUUGUCAUUAUAAAAUAACCCCAUUAACUUGGCAUGUUGUGCUCAUUGCAGAAGUUGAGUUCUUUUGUUCAUUUGGAAACAAAAAGCAUAAAUUAAUGUAAUAUAUAUUUGUCACAAUAAUUACACCAAAUUACAGGCACAGAUUAAGCAAUUUGCCUCUGUACAUAUGGGUAAAGUGAUGGUGAAGGGAUGGAUUCAUUGCUUAAUAAUAGGUUAUUUUGAGCACUUGAUAACUGAGGCUUUCCAGGUUUUCUUAUGACGAUUGGUUAUAUUUUUAUCUGUCUCUGCUUAAUUUUUAAUCUCUGAACUGCUUUGCAACAUUGUGUUCAGUUGAUCUUUCUCCAGAACACAAACCGUAGCAAACAUAAUUGCACCACGAGCUGUUGGCAAUUGGCAAACUCUUCGGGGUUACUUUUUGAAUAUAUGGGAAGGACUUCCAUUUCAAAAUUUGAAACAUCUACAUAACCAAAUUCAAAUAAGUUGACUCAACAACCACAACAUGAUUAUAAAAUCACUAUUGAUUCCUUAUAACUGUUUACAGAAGUUGAAAUAGUGCCUGACAUCGAAUGAAAUGUACCCGUGGGUGAACUAUUUAUGCUCCCUCUAUUAAAGUCUCUAUUACUGAAUACUGAAAGUAUUUCUUCUCAAAUGGAAUAUUGUAUUGUGAUCAAUUAUAAACUUUUUAAAAUGGAGAUUGAUUUAAGAUUGAAAAUAGUGUUUCAAAUUCUUUAUUUUUCCAAAUGUAGUCCAUCCUAGUUAAUCUACUGUACUCUAAUAUACCAAAGAAUCCUUGAUAACACUUAAUGUCUGUGACUGUCACAUAUCUAUCCAGGAAUAGUAAUCCAACAACAUUGUUGGACCAUUUGUUUUCCCCCAUUAUUUUGUUUUUUCCAUUCCUUCUCCAAGUCCAUUUCAAAGAGAGCUCAAUGAAAAUAGUUCCCAAUAGACUCUUGGCUAUCACAGUGGAACAUUUGAAAUCUAAUUAAAAAUGUGCAGUG